AUACUGUUUGUUCACUAUAAAACUAUGUGGGGUUUGAGCCUGGCUUGCUUAACCUUCAGUUUGAGAUAUAAGUUGUGUCAAAAUGACUGUAAUUUGCACUGUGUUCAUUUUGCCUUUGCAGAUAACACAAUGGGAAGUGCUGCUCUUUGGUGGAGCAGCUUAUCUGUCAGACUGGUCUAUGUCUUCCUCCUGUGUGUGUCAUUUGGAAAGCAAUGUCAGAUCCAAGAUGAAAUGGCUGACUGCAGACAUCUGAAGCUUUCUCAAAUUCCUUCUGAUCUCCCAAACAAUAUAACGGGUUUGGACAUUUCUCAUAAUCAGCUAAGGCAGCUAGGUCCUGCAAAUCUGACCAGGUACAAUCAGCUGGUUUACCUGAAUGCAGGCUACAACACCAUCUCUAAACUGCAACCAGAAUUGUGCCAAACUGUGCCCUUGUUGCAGAUCCUGAAGUUAGAACAUAAUGAGUUGCAUAAGCUCCCUGACAGAGCCUUUGCUUUCUGCACCAACCUGACUGAGCUCAAUCUAGGAUAUAACAGAAUAGAUAUAAAAAAUGAUCCUUUCAAAACCCUGGAGAACUUGAAUAUUUUGGACCUGUCUCAUAAUUUUUUGAAGUCAGCAAAUUUAGGAUUGCAGCAACAAUUGAAGAACCUUCGUGAGCUCAUAUUGGAUGGCAAUCAAAUCACUCGGUUAAGAAAGGAUGAUUUCAGUUUUCUUAGCAACACCUCAUUGAACAGCCUUGAUUUGUCAUCAAAUCCACUGAAAGAGUUUGACAUAGGAUGUUUACAUGCAAUUGGAAACCUGCUUGGCCUCAUACUGAACAAUGUCAACCUUGGUGAAAAUUGCACAAAGAAACUUUGCACAGAAUUAUCAAACACAGCAAUUCAGAACCUCUCACUGAGCUGUGUGAAACUUUCAUACAUUGGCAAAUCGACUUUCCAGGGAUUGCAUGGAACAAAUCUUACAGUUUUAAACCUUUCCCAAAAUUCUCUGUCUGUGAUCGAAGAUGACUCAUUUCAGUGGUUCUCAAGUUUACAAUACUUAAACCUGAAGCAUAAUAACAUUCAUUUAUCUUCACGUUUAUUUUAUGGAUUAUCCAGCCUCAAACAUCUGAAUCUGAUAAAUUCAAUUAAUGGGAAAAUUGAAGAUUUUUCCUUCCGUUGGUUACACCACCUUGAGUACCUUAUAAUGGAUAAUAACAAUUUUGCAGGAAUAACUCCUAAUAUGUUCACAGGUCUGAACAACCUGAAGUAUCUGAGUCUCUGUAACUGCAACAUAAACUUACAAAGAAUAACUAAUAAAACAUUUUCAUCACUUGCUAAUUCCAGUCUGCAGGUUCUCAACCUCACAAAAACAAGAAUAUCUACAAUAGAAAGUGGGGCAUUUUCCACCUUGGGACACCUAAAAAUUCUUGAUCUUGGUCUUAAUGAAAUUAGUCAAGAGCUUGAAGGUCAUGAAUUUAAAGGUCUCAAUAAUAUACAAGAUAUUUAUCUUUCCUACAAUAAAAAACUGGAUUUGCAAAGUGAAUCAUUUAUUUUUGUCCCAAGCCUUAGAAAACUGAUGAUGAGAAAGGUAGGCUGCAGUAAUCUGGCAUUUUCUCCUUCACCUUUUCAUCCUCUACGAAAUCUGACUGUCCUGGAUAUCAGCAAUAACAAUAUAGCAAACAUGAAAGAAGACUUGUUUGAUGGACUUCACAAACUUUACAUUCUGGAUUUGCAGCACAAUAAUUUAGCCCGACUUUGGAAACAUGCAAAUCCAGGCGGCCCAGUCCUUUUUUUAAAAAAUCUUCCCAACUUGCAUAUUCUUAAUUUAAAAUCAAACGGGCUUGAUGAGAUUCCAGUUCAGGUUUUCAAGGGUCUGUCUCAAUUAAAAACCUUGGAUUUAGGAUCGAAUAAUUUGAAUUUGCUUCCAGCAACCCUGUUUGAUGACCAAGCCUCUCUGAAUUCAUUGAACCUUCAAAAAAAUCUGAUAACCUCAGUUGAAGAAAAAGUGUUUGGCCCAGCUUUCAACAGCCUGAGAAUUCUGGAGAUGGAUUCCAAUCCAUUUGAUUGCACCUGUGAAAGCAUUUCUUGGUUUGCUGAUUGGCUUAAUGUGACCCAAGCAUAUAUACCUGGAUUGCAAUCCCAGUACAUUUGCAACACCCCCCCUAAAUACCAUGGUAGCCUGGUGUUUCAUUUUGACAGCUCAGCCUGCAAAGACAGUGCUCCUUUUAAACUUUUGUUUGUGAUUACUGCCACUACUGUGACACUAUUCAUUUUUAUUGUUCUUAUCAUCCAUUUAGAAGGGUGGAGAAUAGCCUUCUACUGGAAUAUUUUAGUAAGUCGAAUACUUGGUUUUGAAGAACUUGACAGACAGCAAGAAGAGUUUGAUUAUGAUGCCUACAUCAUUCAUGCAAGGCAGGACAAGAAUUGGGUGUCUAAGAAUUUCAUGUCUCUGGAAGAAAACUUUCGAAUUAGCUUUUGUUUAGAAGAACGGGACUUCGAAGCAGGCAUAUCUAAAAUUGAAGCCACAAUUAACAGUAUAAAAAGGAGCAGGAAGAUUAUUUUUGUUGUGACUGAACACCUCUUACAGGAUCCCUGGUGCAAAAAUUUUAAGGUGUAUCAUGCUCUUCAGCAAGCUAUUGAACAAAGUCGUGACUCCAUCAUAUUGAUCUUUUUUCAUGAUAUCGAAGAUUACAAGUUGUAUCAUGCACUUCGCCUGAGAAGAGGAAUGUUCAGAUCUCGCUGCAUCUUGAACUGGCCAGCCCAGAAAGAACGAGUCGGUGCAUUUAAUCAGAAAUUAGUGAUGGCACUUAAAUCUAAUAGCAAAGUGCACUGAAUUUUGACAAUACGGAUUUGAAUUAUGGGGUCA
This is a messenger RNA of Pezoporus flaviventris, 2844 nucleotides long. It is a transcript of the gene TLR3, whose product is annotated as toll like receptor 3. The transcript is spliced from 4 exons. Bases 25 to 2811 code for a protein of 928 amino acids. Gene Ontology annotation, cellular component: membrane. Gene Ontology annotation, biological process: toll-like receptor signaling pathway; immune response; inflammatory response. The record is from RefSeq and is a predicted model, not a curated record. Gene Ontology annotation, molecular function: protein binding; transmembrane signaling receptor activity. NCBI's taxonomy places the organism in Eukaryota, Metazoa, Chordata, Aves, Psittaciformes, Psittacidae.